GACGGCAGGACGUGGACAAAGACUCACAGAUUCAAACAUCUUCACUGGAGUAAGAAGUCCAUCACUCCCCUCUGAUGUGGACAGAAGCAGGAUGUCAUGAGUAGAAAUGCGUCUGGAGAGGAAGAUGGACGUCCCGGUCUACGAUCUGUCCCUGAUCCGAGGGAUCUGGGAGGUCCGGGUGAAGAAACAGCGUCAGAGGCAGAAGAAGGAGCAGGAGAGGAUGGAGCAGAGCGCCCUCACCAGGAUCGAACAGCAGUGGCAGUAUCGCAUCUACUGCAAGACCCUGAAGACCAGCGAGCGGAACCAGCUGCACCGGUACCUGGAGAGAACCAGUAUGACUGAUGUACCGACCUGCACAGAAGUGGAGCAGCAGAAUCAGACAGACCAGCAGGACCAGAAGGAUCCGGAUCAGAGCAAACUGAUCUUCCAGCUGAACGGAGAUCGUUGGUCGGACUUCCCCCGCGAGCUGCAGUGGAUGACCUACCUGAGAGAGUGGCACGUCAGGGGCACCAAGAUCCGUCAGCUGCCGGACUACCUGGCUCUGUUCACUCAGCUCACUGUGCUCCAAAUCCCCCAGAACGCCAUCACAGAGCUGCCACCUGAGAUCGGUAAACUGACGGAGUUGAGGGAAUUAAACGUCAGCUACAACCGUCUGUCCAGAGUUCCUCCAGAGCUCGGGAACUGCGAGAACCUGGAGAGACUCGAACUGACAGGAAACCACAACCUGUCCGAGCUGCCGUUUGAGCUGAGCAGCCUGAAGCAGCUGGUUCACCUGGACAUCGCGGAGAACAGGUUUGUGUCGAUCCCCAUCUGUGCUCUGAGGAUGAGCAGCCUGCAGCUGCUGGACCUGAGUAACAACUGUCUGACAGACCUGCCGCAGGACAUGGACAGGCUGGAGCAGCUGGUCACUCUGUUCGUCCAUAAGAACAACCUGUCGUACCUCCCUCAGUGUCUCACCAAUGUCUCCACGCUGAAGAUGAUCGUCGUCAGUGGCGACCAGCUCACCUGCAUCCCGACCAAACUGUGCAGCAACCCCGACAUCAAGUUCAUCCGACUGUACGACAACCCUGCGAACGCAGAGAAGAAGAAGAAGAAGAAGAAGAAGGAGGACGAGGAGAAGAAAGAGAAGAACAAGAGAAGGAGGUGGAGGGAGGCGAGACAGGAGGAGGUGAAGGACAGCAGAGAGAAGGAGUUCAUUGAGGCCUACGUCAGCUCGCUGCAGGACAGAGACACCGUCCCAUACUCCACCACCAAGGUCUCCAUCUCCUGCCUGCUGUGAGGAAGAUGAAGAUGAUGAAUACGAUGAUGAAGGUCGAGCUGAUGGACCAUCAUGAGAGCGACUGAAGGAUAAUCUGAACAGGUACUUUUCAAAGCAGCGUGAGGAUAAAAAGACCAGAGGGUUUAUUAUAAGAGCUGGAUCCUGGAAUCAAAGAUGGCGUCCAGAGAGAGACAGUUUGUAGCUUCCUGGUUGUGUCGACUGCUGCACGUGCUCAUUAGUGUCCCAGGUUAUGAUGUCACAAAGUAAAGCUCACCUCUGUAGGCUCUACAGAGGUUUUUAAUAAUAAUAAAACCUCAGUGGAUUAAAUAUGGACGACACAAAGAAUAUUAACUGAGCUCAUUGAGUUUUUAGUUGCAGUACCACCAGUGACCACUGGGAUGAUUAGCCGCCGCAAACACUGGUUCAUGUGUAAAAUAAACAAUAGUUUAUGAACAGUGAGCCGUAAAUCAAGAGCAAUGCAUUGUGGGAUUAUUAGCAAGAGCAGUGUCUAUGACACGGAGCACAUUAGCUUAAAACCAAGACGGAAAAACUUCAUAAAAUUUUUGAAAUGACAAAAAAUAAAUAAAUAAAUGUAUGUCGGCGACCAAAUGGAAAGAAAAAAACUCUUUCAGCUGCGCGACUCUCAAAUGAAAGUAAAUCAGAUCUCAGUGUUUGAAAAUGUUUCACUGACGCAAUUUUGAGGUUUAAUAUGUUAGAAUUUCGGACGGAGCCAUAAUUUAAUUUCACCAAGCUAACAUGCUAACGCUAGCUCGAUCAAGGUUUCAACUGACUGAGGAAGAAGAAUCUUUUUUUUUUUGAAUGUCUUUUCAGAGAAAUAUUAAGAGUCGGGUGGUGUGUUUGGUUUGUAUGGAAGUCGAUUAAUUCAACAAUGAACAGACAAAAAAGUUAACAAAAAAAAUUUAAAUAAAUAAAUAAAGGUAGUUGUGUUGGGUUAGUUUAAAUAGUUUAAACAUGUUCCAAGAUGAGGAGAAAGUGCGUCACAGUGUUGACUUUCUGAACUGCAGUUAUCACAAAAGAUGACAUUAACUAACAUAAAAUACAAACAAAUGCACAACAAAUAAAGUAGCAAUAAAGUGGCCGAAGAAAUCCUGCCACAUUAACAAACUUCUGACACAAACAAGUCAACAUUUAUCCGUCUCAGGAUGUUUUAUUCAGAAGUCUCAUGGUGAGAUUUGCAUGAAUGAACUUCUGUUUUCUUUCCAUGUUCUUGUUUUUUAAUGUUUUAGCGUUUUCAGAUGAAUUCAUUGUUUUCAUUCCAAACUCAGAUUCUCAACAUUAAAAACAUUUGUGAUAUUUAUGAUUAGAUCACCUCACACGAGGUUCACGUCCUCAUUAUGAGUCCCAUCACACAGAUGUUACUAUUAAGUGAUUUAAAAAAUAUUGAUUUAUGAGUUUCAGGUAUUUGACAGUGAUUCUGAUGUGUUUUCUGUCUGUGCAGUGAGUGAUGAUGAGUUUAAUGCUUGGUUAUUCUCCACGUGAACGAGACGUAUUUGUGAUAAACUGGAUUUGAUGGUUGAAGGUGUGAAUGUUGUGACCAAACAGAGACGAGUCUGGACAUCAAAAUAAAACAUUUCGCAGGAGAAACUGAUUUACAGAUUUGAACAGCGAGUUGAUUUAAUACAUUUCAUAAAAAUUCUGUUGUUUUUUAGACAGUUUGUUCAUUUGGUCAUUUUUUUGUGUGGACGUUUCUGUUGUUUCUGCAUUAAAAUGUUAGGUACAAAUUAUUAUUAUUGUUUCAAAAACAUGAAGUACUUAUUCCUCAAUCGGCCGUUCAGUAUUUUCUAAAUGAAGAAUUGUUUUUGUUCUUUUACAACUUGUUUUAUUGAAACAGGUUUCUGUGUGAUGCUUUACUUGAGACGUGUGGUCGUGUAUAUAUUUAAUGUGACAUUUUUUAAUUUCAAUAAAUGUUGUAUAUCAA
Messenger RNA from Acanthopagrus latus (yellowfin seabream), 3197 nucleotides. It is a transcript of the gene smim22, whose product is annotated as leucine rich repeat containing 2. Bases 107 to 1279 code for a protein of 390 amino acids. Lineage: Eukaryota; Metazoa; Chordata; Actinopteri; Spariformes; Sparidae. Gene Ontology annotation, molecular function: protein binding. The record is from RefSeq and is a predicted model, not a curated record. The transcript has 11 exons.